Molecule: messenger RNA, 3435 nt
Organism: Gracilinanus agilis (Agile Gracile Mouse Opossum)
Lineage: Eukaryota; Metazoa; Chordata; Mammalia; Didelphimorphia; Didelphidae
Gene: USP10
Product: ubiquitin specific peptidase 10
Exons: 16
Coding region: 58-2556 (832 amino acids)
Biological process (GO): regulation of autophagy; protein deubiquitination; DNA damage response, signal transduction by p53 class mediator
Cellular component (GO): nucleus; early endosome; cytosol
Molecular function (GO): cysteine-type deubiquitinase activity; cysteine-type endopeptidase activity
Source: RefSeq, a predicted model, not a curated record
GGGAAGCGGCGUGAGAAGCCCGGGCGGCGAGCGGGGUCUCCCUGAGGAGGGGGCGACAUGGCCCUCCGCGGCCCCCAGUAUGUUUUUGGAGAUUUUACUCCUGAUGAGUUCAAUCAGUUUUUUGUGACUCCUCGUUCUUCUGUUGAGCUUCCACCAUAUAAUGAAACAAUUUUGUGUGACACUGAAACCCCAGAGGAACUGCAUGAUGUUCUCAGUGUCACAGGUACUUCCAUUUCAGUCCAUGCAACAUUGCAUCCUCGAAACAUCACGGAAUGGGUUGAAACAAAGAUGCGUGGAAGCAAAGUGGACUGUCAACUUAUAGGAGAAGAGUAUCAGCGAAUUGAGUUUGGUGUUACUGAAGUUAUUGAACAAGAUGAAUCUUUACUGAAUAACACUGACUACAGUAUUUCAAGCACACUGAAUCCUCAGGCCCCAGAGUUUAUUCUUGGUUGCACAACUUCCAAAAAGAACCAUGAUGACAUACACAAUGAAACCAACUACAACUCCAUCGACUGCCAGUUCACAAGCCCUGUGCUUGCUUUGGAUAAUGGUUCUAAUGCCGAAGCUGAAAAUAUAGAAAACGAUAGCCUUUCUGGCAGCCUUGGACAAAGGGAACGUAAAAAGAAGAAAAAAAGGCCACCUGGAUACUACAGUUAUUUGAAAGAUGGCAGUGACCAUAUCCCUUCAGAAGCCCUUGUAAAUGGUCAUGCAAAUUCAUCAGUACUGAACAGUAUAAGCACAGAGGAUACAGAAUUUAUGAGAAAUAUACCGUCAUCAGCUAGACCAAGGACUUGUAAUAGCCCUGAAAAUUCUGUGGACUUCAUCAGUGACACUGUGACUGAUGAUUCUUUUCCUAGAGCACUAGACAAUACCAGGACUGCAGGGCAGCCUGAGGUAUGCCAUGUUACUAAUUUUGAACAGUCUUGCAUCCCUUCAGAGGCUGGCAGGGGUAGCCCAUUAAGGACAGCUGUUGCACAGCCUUAUAUUGGUACUACUGAAAAUCUUGGAGUUGCUAAUGGACAAACACUUGAAUCCUCUGUCGAGGGCCCAGCUGCCAAUGGGGUAGAAUUGUACACUGUGGAAAGCACUGACUCAGAUCCAGCUAAGCAUGACAAUGCUUCACCUACUGCUGAAGUCACAACCCCUGUUACAGGAUCAGUUUCUGUUAAUCAACCUGCUAAAUCUUGGGCUAGCCUUUUUCACAAUUCUAAGCCCUCUGCUUCCACACCUGUGGCUUAUGUUGAAACUAAAUAUUCCCCUCCUGCCACAUCUGCUCUGGUCCCUGAAAAACAGGUUGAAGUCAAAGAAGGGCUUGUUCCAGUUUCAGAGGAUCCUGUAGCCAUAAAGAUUGCAGAGUUACUAGAAAAUGUAACGCUAAUACAUAAACCAGUAUCUUUGCAACCCCGGGGGCUGAUCAAUAAAGGAAACUGGUGCUACAUCAAUGCUACACUGCAGGCAUUGGUUGCUUGCCCCCCAAUGUAUCAUCUAAUGAAGUUCAUUCCAGUGUAUUCAAAAGUGCAACGGCCAUGCACAUCAACACCCAUGAUAGACAGUUUUGUUCGACUAAUGAAUGAGUUCACCAAUAUGCCAAUACCUCCAAAAGCCAAACAAGCUCUUGGUGACAAGAUAGUGAGGGAUAUCCGCCCUGGAGCUGCCUUUGAACCUACUUAUAUAUAUAGACUACUGACAGUUAUCAAGUCAAGCCUCUCUGAGAAGGGUCGACAGGAAGAUGCUGAAGAAUAUCUAGGAUUUAUUCUAAAUGGACUACAUGAGGAAAUGCUGAACUUAAAGAAACUUCUUUUACCAAAUAAUGAAAAAUUUUCAGUUUCCAAUGGACCUGAAGCACAGUCUGUACAUGAAGAUGAACAGGGGCAAGGAGAAGGUAGUGAGGAUGAAUGGGAACAGGUUGGUCCUCGGAAUAAAACUUCAGUCACUCGGCAAGCUGAUUUUAUUCAGACUCCAAUUACUGGCAUCUUUGGAGGACACAUAAGAUCUGUAGUUUACCAGCAGAGUUCAAAGGAAUCUGCCACUUUGCAGCCAUUUUUUACCUUGCAGUUGGAUAUCCAGUCUGACAAGAUACAUACAGUCCAGGAUGCAUUGGAAAGUCUGGUAGCAAGAGAAUCUGUCCAAGGAUAUACCACAAAAACCAAGCAAGAGGUUGAGAUUAGUCGGAGAGUGACCCUGGAAAAGCUCCCCCCCGUUCUUGUUCUGCACCUCAAACGGUUUGUGUAUGAAAAGACUGGUGGAUGUCAAAAGCUUAUCAAGAAUAUCGAGUAUCCUGUGGACUUGGAGAUUAGCAGAGAGCUGCUUUCUCCAGGUGUAAAAAACAAAAAUUUUAAAGGCCACAGAAACUAUCGACUUUUUGCAGUGGUCUAUCAUCACGGAAACAGUGCAACUGGUGGUCAUUAUACUACAGAUGUCUUCCAGAUUGGUCUGAAUGGCUGGUUACGUAUUGAUGACCAGGCAGUUAAAGUGAUUAACCAGUACCAGGUGGUGAAGCCUUCUGCUGAACGCACAGCCUACCUCCUGUACUAUCGCCGAGUUGAUCUGCUCUAAAACUUCUUUCUCUGUGCUGUGUGUGCAAGAUACCUGCUUUCUAGAAUACCAACUCUUACUAACUUUUUUUCCUCUCUCUAAUGGCUCUUUUGAGUGAAACUUUAUUUUUCCUUUGCAACUAUGGGAUAGAAUGGAAAAGAAACUAACUCUUGGAGUUUGUGCACAGCAUAGUUUACGUUGAUUUUUAACUUCCAAAUCAAAAUCAUUUGGUUGAAAGACUAUUGCUUGAUUUAAAAAAAAAAUACAAAAGCCCCUUUAUUUCUGAAUAAUGCUGAUUCCUGUGAUGAUAAAGGGGAUUUGCAUCUGAUUCCCAAUUUAAUUGCCUAGUAGAAGAAAUCCUGCACCAGCAACACAACUUGUGAAUUUCUGUGAGAAUGAAUUUUAUCUUUCCUUAUAAAAGUGAAAAACUUUUUAAAAUCCAACACCUUCUCCUCCCUACCCCCUUUAGUUUUUGAUAAAGGAAAAAAUAUGAGCCAGUUCUUAGAGGAGAAAGAGUUCUUACUUUAAAAAGAAAAUGUACAGAAAGAACAAAAAAUAAGUUGCUGGUUCUAAAUAGGAAAAAAAAAUUUUAAUAAUUAUGCGAUGGGAAACUGCUGAAGUAUACAUUGCAGAUCAAAUAUUUGGAGUUAAAAUGUUAGACUAAAUAGAUGGGUGAUUGUAACUUUAUUGCUAUUAAAGAUUUCAAACUGCAUUUAUGCUUCUGUGUACACAAGAUUUUAAAAUGGGCAAAAUAAUGAAGGUUGAUAUUUCUUUUGUCUGCUUUGUUUAAUUUUGCUGUCUGCUCUUCUCUAAUGUUGAGUUUCUAAUUGUACACAGUUUAGUGAUAUCUAGGAAUAUAAAGUUGUCGCCCAUCAAUAAAAAUCACAAAGUUGGUUUAAA